UUCAGCUCCGGGUAGAUUCGUCGACGUACGCGGCCGAUUUUCAGGCGAUCCGGCAUUCGUGCGUUCUGCAGGAAACCGGACCCACCCUUAGUUACGCGAAUAUCUUUGGUAAAACUGCUACAUAUGACCUAUAUUAUACAAACUGUCAAAAGUUAAGCAACAAACUUCCAAAAACUCCAAAAGAAGUUCAAAACAUCUUGGGAUUUAAGUGCAGGAUUGCAAUUUGUUGAUGUUAGUGGAUGGUGUGCGAAUUGAAAUGUUUUCGGUGGUGUCUGAUAUUUAUUAAGUGUGACUAAAAAAUUGACAUGAUGCGGUUAGCGGCGCGGCUACUGUUAUGGGUAUUGCUGCUGGCUUCAGCUGUUUGUCAAGGAAAAUAUACAGCCCAAACAGGAGAGCAGCAAACAAAUCGUGCCGCUGUAUUACACACCCAAGCUAUCGAGGGUGGAACAGCUUUGCUUCCAUGCGAUCUGUCAUCAGCGCAGCCAAAUGAUACAGUGGUUCUGGUGGUGUGGUAUAAAGAAGAGCAUGUGCCAAUAUACAGUUACGACACCCGAGGGUCGGUUGCUGCCAGACCUAGUCAUUGGAAGGACGUAAAUUUGGAGCCCAGGGCCUUUUUCAGAACGAUGACCGAUCCUGCAACCCUCAGUAUCGACAAUGUGAGUCAAAGCGAUGAAAGAGAAUAUCGGUGCCGAAUCGAUUACUUAAGGUCACCCACUAAGAACUUAAGGGUGAGGUUAAACGUUAUAGUUCCUCCGGGAAAACCAACCAUUAUUGACGAUAAAGGAAAAGAAGUUCAAGAAUAUGCAGGGCCGUACGAAGAGGAUGGGGAUAUGAAGCUGACCUGCAUUGUUACUGGGGGAAAACCUAAACCUUCUAUAAAAUGGUGGAGAGAAGGCAAAUUAAUUGAGUCAACUGAAACACACAGCGGUUUCGAGAACGUGCGCUCCAAUCAAUUAAUAAUUCGUGGGUUGAGAAGGUCCGAACAACAUGCGAGCUUUACUUGUCAGGCAUCGAAUAACAAUAUCAGCCAGCCCGUUUCCGCUACAGUUUCAAUAGAGAUCCACUUCCGCCCUAUAAGCACGGAAAUUUUGAGCAGCAACAACCCGUUCAGUGCCGACAGGAAGUAUGAAAUUCCGUGCCAGACAUUUGGGUCACGACCUCCGGCCAAAAUUGCCUGGAUAAUGGACGGAAAGGAACUCAAAUCUCCGAAAUAUAAUGUGACACAAACGACCGCCGAAGACGGGAAUUCAACGACUGCCGUUUUAACGUUCGUUCCAACACGGGAAGACAAUGAAAAAACACUUAUAUGUCAAGCCAUAAAUCCAAUGGUGCAUGGUGGAAUUGAGGAAGCCAGCAUAAAACUAAAUGUUUAUUAUAUUCCAAUAUUGAAUUUAACUCUUGGUCCAAGUCUAAAUCCGGAAGAUAUUGAAGAAGGUGAUGACGUCUAUUUUGAAUGUAAAGUGGAUUCAAACCCGGCAGCUUACAAAGUCCUUUGGAAACAUGAUAACCAAGUGAUGCAAGCAAACCAAAAAGCAGGUGUUAUCAUGAGUACCAGCGAUCUGGCUCUGCAAGGUGUUACUCGAAGUCAAGCCGGUAACUACUCCUGCGUAGCUUCAAAUGUGGAAGGAGAUGGAGACAGCAACGUAGUUGAACUUAAAAUUAUGUAUAAACCAAUAUGCAGAGCAGUACAGAAGCGGAUCUACGGCGUAGCUCGCCACGAAAACGCAAGGGUUCUCUGUGAGGUGGAAUCUUAUCCACCUCCAGACAGUUUCAAAUGGUCGUUCAAUAAUUCAGCUGAGACAAUCGAGGUUCCACAGACCAGAUAUCAUUCGGGGACACAUCAUUUUUCGUCGACGCUUACAUACACACCAGUUUCAGAGCUUGAUUAUGGAACGGUCAUGUGCUGGGCCAAUAACUUAGCAGGCAAGCAGCAGGAACCAUGCAUAUUUCAUAUAAUCGCAGCGGGAAAACCAGACCCGUUGUUUAAUUGUUCGAUAGUAAACCGUUCGAACGAUUCGUUGGAAGUGGGUUGCGAGGAAGGGUUUGAUGGAGGACAAAUGCAACAUUUCCAGUUGGAGGUUUACGACCGGAAAACAGGAGUUUUGCAGAGUAACGUUUCAGCCACUAUCCCUUUAUUUAUCGUAAGUGGUUUGGAUCCGGGAAAAGAACUUAAAAUAGUCGUCUACGCCGCAAAUAGCAAGGGCAGAAGUGAACCGGCAUUAUUAGAAGGAUUUACGUUGAAAGCGGCCGAAAAACAAACAGUGUUGUCUUUGGGAACCCGCGAUCAGCUGGAAAUUGCUCCCGUCCUCGGCAUCCUUGUGGGUAUUGUGACCGCCUUAUUGCUCGUCACUGUCAUAAUUUUGGGAGCCCUUAAAAUCCGGCAGGCCAGAAGGGAUGGAUCGCGCGCUGUGAGACCCCGCUUCCUGCCUGUCAAGGAUAAAGUCAGUCUGCCGCUGCGAAGUGAGUCCGAGGAUCUAGUCGAGAAAGACGACAAAAAUCCGGACGUUAUACCGUCAAAUAAAGACUCAGAUUAUCAGCUGGGCUCCGCAGCAGAAACCCCCGGCCUAAAUAAUUCAAUACCACCGUCGAUGUGCAAUUCGGGAGAUUAUGGGCAGACCGGCACAUCUCCACUAGUAUCUUUGUCAUCCCCGCUGCAGAAUAUCACGCCACUAGGGGAGGCAUAUAUGGCACGUGAUCGGACCUUUGCUCCACAACACUUAACCAAUGAGGUUGUUUACGCCGAACUGUCGCUGUCCAGGCCAAAUUCCUUGGAUCCAAUCAAAAACGGAGGUCAACAAUAUUCCUGUGGUCAGCAGUACGCCACCUUACGGAAAGGUGACGACUCAACGAUCUACACCCAAAUAGACCACGGCCGGAGGCCUCCACCGCCCAUACCCAUCAGCAAGACCUCACCUCUAGUAUCCCCAGUUUCCUCCUUAUUCCCUGCCACCAAGCAAGGUAUAUACCACAGGGAGGUGGUUACGGUUCGAACCCCGUUGAUGGGUUGUCAACAGGAGAGUUGUGUUUAAAUUUAUGAGUGUUGUCGUAUGAAUCUUACUCACUGUAAAUAAUUUAAUUGUUAAGAUGAUGAUGUGGUGAGUGCGCAAUUGGGAUCAGAAAUGGAAGAGUGCGAAAAAGCUAGCUCAUAAAUCCUCGAUUUGGAAAUGAAGCUUUGUUAGCUUUUGUUAAGGGCGACCUCAAAGUGUAAUAAGUAAAUUGAAAAUGCCAGAUGCUCACUCAAUAAAGCACUAUGGAGAAGGAAGAUGUUUGAUUGAGUUUCUUGCAUCGCUUUUUACGUCCUUGACCCUCAUAGUAUGUCGGUCACACGUUUUGAGUUUCAAUGUAUUAACUAAAAAUUAAAUUUGAAAUAAGAAAUGCUGGUUUUACACAUAUCUUAAAUUUCCAUAUAUUCUCGUCGAUUAUAUUAUAAGAACUGUUAAACGUUAAAUUGUCAAUAUCCCAGUUGUCAACGAACCAAAACAAUCAAUUUAUAACGACAUAUCCUAAAAUCCCAUAUCGUUCGUUUAGAAAGAUAUCUUAAAAAAAAUUAGUAUUUUAAGUGCUAUUACCUUUUUUAAAUUUGUGGGUAAUGUCUGCGUUAACGGUUAUUUUGUUCUAAACAUAAUUAUGUGUCGUAUCAAAGAAUGGGAACAUGUUCGAUCCAAUGGCUAUAAAGAUAUCAAAGCUUUUGGGGCUUCAACUUUUAAAUAAAUAGGUCAUAUUUUCUAUUAAUUUAUUUAAGAAUAUUUCGUAAAUUGGUGUAAUGCCUAUAUGGAAUAUCUAGAAAUGUUCAUCGAAAAAUACACAUUUCCUUAUGUUUGAAAGUUUUAUUUUGCAAAAAGUAUUCAGAAAAUUCCAUUCAUUGUCCAAAAAAUUUUGAUGUCAACAAGCUUUGUGUUUUCAUUGAAUUGAAUGUUACUUGGUUAUUCAGCUGGUCUCUUCAUAAAACAUUUGGUAAACUUCAUAAAGGAUUGAUUAGUUAAAUGAUUCCGAUUUCAUCUGAAGGUUAAAAUAAAUCCUACAACGUACUGCCAUAAAUAUAUGUAAGUAGUUACAGGUUCUUUGGUUAUAAUAUGGCACACCAUCUACAGGGUUUUCCAAAAGUUAUAUGAAUAAUGGCAAAUACAGAGAUUGACUUGAACAUGCCGAAUAUCUUGUAAAAUGAAACAAGUGAAUAAUUGAAACUAGGGAAAAAAUCA
Cylas formicarius (sweet potato weevil) is the source of this 4199-nucleotide messenger RNA. RefSeq names its product nephrin. Lineage: Eukaryota; Metazoa; Arthropoda; Insecta; Coleoptera; Brentidae. The record is from RefSeq and is a predicted model, not a curated record. Gene Ontology annotation, molecular function: protein binding. Bases 306 to 3029 code for a protein of 907 amino acids. The transcript is spliced from 16 exons.